AUGGCCUUGCAAUAUGAUCUUGUUCAAUAUCCUACAUCUGACACUAUAAAAAUUGUCACCUAUUUACUAGAACGCAUCACCAAAACGAAUGAUAGAAUACAGCCAUCUUCACGACAUGCCACUCCAUACGCUUGCUUUUACGCACGAGCCAUACCCAAUAUUGAUAUUCAAUCCUACCUUGCGCGUAUCCUCAAGUACUGUCCUUGUGCUAAUGAAUGCUUCCUCAGUCUGCUGGUCUACUUUGAUCGCAUGUCUCGCAAUUCAUCUGGUCUCAGAAUCGAUUCAUACAAUAUACACAGAUUGAUCAUUACAGGUAUCAUGGUAGCCAGCAAGUUCUUUUCUGAUGUAUUCUAUACGAAUGCCAGAUAUGCCAAGGUCGGCGGUUUACCUGUUGCUGAGCUCAACACUCUGGAGCUACAAUUUCUCAAAUUAAACAACUUUAAACUGAAUGUGCAAGUGGAGGAACUUCAGCAAUAUGGAGAUCAAUUACUUUUGCACUGGAUCAGAGAACAUCAGAUAAAGAGAAACAGCGAGAAUUGCUACAAAAAACAAGAGUUCAAACCCAUGAUUCGCUAUACGACUAGCCAUACUAAUUGCUCAUCUAAUCUAAUCCUAUCAACAGAACAGCAAAUGACUGAAAAGUACGAUUCUACUACUAAAUGUUAA
This is a messenger RNA of Mucor velutinosus, 666 nucleotides long. RefSeq lists its product as uncharacterized. Gene Ontology annotation, biological process: regulation of cyclin-dependent protein serine/threonine kinase activity. Gene Ontology annotation, molecular function: protein kinase binding; cyclin-dependent protein serine/threonine kinase regulator activity. The coding region runs from base 1 to 666 and encodes 221 amino acids. Gene Ontology annotation, cellular component: nucleus; cyclin-dependent protein kinase holoenzyme complex. The record is from RefSeq and is a predicted model, not a curated record. The transcript is spliced from 2 exons. Lineage: Eukaryota; Fungi; Mucoromycota; Mucoromycetes; Mucorales; Mucoraceae.